GUUCUUCACUGAAGCAAGAAGCAAGCAGAUUACUGAACAUUAUUUUUCAAAAUGUCCAUGUUGGCUGAAAGAAAAAGGAAGCAAAAGUGGUCACUCAAUCCCCGUGGAAAAGAAUGGUCUCAAGAUACCAAUAAAUUUGGUCAGAAACUAUUGGAAAAGAUGGGUUGGCAAAACGGUAAAGGAUUAGGUGCCAAAGAAGAUGGGAUAACUGAACACAUCAAAGUAUCCCACAAAAUGGAUUCCAAAGGAAUGGGGUACAAAGAAACAAAUGAUCAGUGGACAGAGCAUGAAAGCAACUUCACAGCACUUCUAUCAGCAUUAUCUGGAGAUAAGACCAAAGAACCAGAAGAAAUCCAAUUGAAUUCACUGGAGAAAAAGUCUCAAAACUCCAGAGCAAGGGUCCAUUACCACAAGUUCACAAGGGGUAAAGAUUUGAGUAGAUAUUCAGAAAAAGACUUAGCCAACAUAUUUGGCAAAAAGUCACUGAAAAGUGAAACCAAACAAGACAGUAUUGAAGAAACUGAAAAAGCAGACAUAGAAUCUAGAGAUUCAGGUUCUUACUUCAGUGGGGGCUCCAUGAGAGAUUAUUUUAAAAAGAAAUUACCAAACUUUGGUAAGAUCAAUGAUUUCAUUGUUGGCAAUAAUGGGGUGUUGAAAAAGGCAGAGCAGGAUUCAGAAUCAGAGAGUGAAAUUAAACCAAGUUUUGGGUUUGGCUUCAAAAGUGAUGAUACAAAUUCUUCAUCAGCUACCACUAAUCAAACCUCCUUUAUUUCUUAUAUACAAGAAGAUAAGAAAAGAAAAGCAGAAGAAAGCAACCAAGAAGUUUUUUCACCCACUAAAAAGCACAAGAAGGAUAAAAAACAAAAAAACAUUGAUAAUAUGGGGCUAUCAAAUCCAGCUUUUGAUCCAUUGGCUAGUCCUACUAAAAGGACACAAAAUCAUGUUAUAGAUCCAAUUGAAGAAAGUCUCAAUGAAAAUAUCGCCAACAGUUAUCAGUGCCCAGAAAGUGUAGAGAUGUCUGAAAAUUGUCAAGAAGAAUUAACUAAGAAAAAAAAAGGAAAGGAAGAAAUAAAUGAUAUAAGCCCAAAGAAAAAGAGGAAAAACCACACAAUUGAACAUGAUGUGAUAAAAAUUGAAGACCAAGACAUACAAACAAUAACAGAAGUCCAGAACAAAUCAAAGAAAAAGAGGAAAAAACAAAUGGAAAUUGACCUAACUGAAGAUCUAAAUGAAGCAUGCCUAAAAAAUGAAAGAAUCAUUGACCCAAAAUCCUUUGAGAGUAGGUCAGUUGAUAUCAUAGAUAUAACAAAUGAAACAAAAACCUCUAAAAAGAAAAAGAAGAAAAAAGAAAAAUUGCUCUAUGAUAACCCCAGUUAUCAAGUUCAAAACAUAUCCAUAGAAGAAUCAUCAACAAAUAUUGUAGAAAAUCCUUAUGAGGUUAAACCAUCAGAUAAAAAGCAUAAAAAGAAGAAAAAACUUAUAGACAAUGCAGAUGAUAAUCAUAGGAUAAGCAAAAUAAAGAAACCACAACAGACAUUUGAAGUUGAGAAUGCAGGCUUUAGUGACAGUGAAAAUAUGUCUGAAAUCAGCUCACCAAAAGAAAACCCUUAUGAGGUAGAAGUAAAAGGAAAGAAAAAGAAAAAUUGCAAGAAACUUGCUAUUGAGAACCCAAAUUUUGAUGACACAGAAGAUAGUUCUACAACCAACCCCAUCAUUGAAGAGAACCCCUAUGAGGUGAAACCAAAAAAAGAAAAAAAGAAGAAAAGUAAAACAGGAGCAGUGGAAAAUCCCUGUUUCAAUGAUAGUAUGGACUUGAGCAGCACUACUAUUGAAAAUCCAUAUGAAGUCAAGACCAAGAAAAGCAAAGAAUCAAAAAGGAAAGUUGUUUCUACCCAACAGGAAACUCCAAAUCAGGAAAAAGAAAUUGAGGGUAUUGUCAAUCCAGUGAUGAAUUUAGAAACAAACAAUGAUUCAAUCAUUCUAGAAGAAUGUGACCUUAUGUUGAAUAUAGUCUCUACCCCAAUCAUAAAUCCCAAUAAAACUCCAAACACAAACAGUGUCACUAGAGUAAAAAACUUGUCAAGCAGAAAAAGUGUCAGAUUCAGCAACAUAACUCAAGAAUUGAUCAUUCCCAAUAAUGAUGAUUUGCGAGAAAUGUAUAAUAAUGAAGACUCUGAACCAAAAAACUUGAAUUCCAUAUCCAAAACAUUGGAUAACUACCAAGCAGAAAUGGAAAACGAUAUUAAUGAAGAAAAAAUCAAGACUGUGUCUAUGGAAGACAUCAUGGUAGGAGAAGUGGGCAACCCACAUGGAGAAAAUGAGAAACUAUCAGAGGGUACAAAAUUGAAGUUCAAAUAUGCGCACUUUAAUGCAAAAACACCUUUUUAUCAGUUGGACAAGGUUGGGGCAAAGAAGUCCUACAAACAUCUGAUCAAGGGAGAUAUCAUGGUCAAGUUUAAAAAUACCAAUUUGCAUGAGAUUGAGGGUUAUGCAGUUAAUACAAAAUCUGCAGCUUAGUUCUUAAUUGAUUUUAUCUUAUUUAUAAGUAGGUAUAUUGUAUAUUUACAAUGAAUGAUUGGUGGAAAAAGCAGUGAAUAAAAAAGAAGAAAGUUCUU
Molecule: messenger RNA, 2615 nt
Organism: Phaedon cochleariae (mustard beetle)
Lineage: Eukaryota; Metazoa; Arthropoda; Insecta; Coleoptera; Chrysomelidae
Source: the annotation of a GenBank genome assembly